AUGAAACCUAUGCAUGUAUUAUCAGUGGCACAACAAAUAAAUAAAUUAGGACAAGCCAUUGAAAUAUUGAAUGCCGAAUUGCAAAAGCAAGUAUUAGCAAAUCAUGAAGAUUUAUUGUCACAGGCAACAUGGGUUGAGAAAUUAGAAGGUGUACUUUCAAUAAUGCAAUCACAUGUUCAGAGUCUUUUGUCAGCUGUAGAACGUUUACGUGGAAAAAUCAUUGAUCCAUUUAAUAGAAUUGAAACACAGACAAUUGUCUUAGCAAGGCUUCAUGAAACUUCUGAUUUGUUACGAAGAGUAGCCAGAAUGCAACAUUUAUCAAAACGUUUAUAUUCUCAAAUGACAAAUAAUGUGCAAGGGCCUGAUAUUAUAAAAGCUGCUAAUAGUCUUCAUGAACUUGAACAAUUAAUGAUUGAUACAGAUUUAAAUGGAUUAGAUGUUAUUGCCGAUGAUCAGCAAGCUGUAAAAGCCCAUAGAACAACAGUACAAAGAAUAGCAACCCAUACUUUGUCUCAAGGUUUACAAACAAUAGAUAGAACAAAAGUUAGUACAGCUGUACAAGUAUUUCAAAAUUUAGGAAUUGUAAAUGGAGCUGUAGAUAAUGUUAUAGAUUCUGCUUUAUUAGAAAUUGAAAAAAUUGCUACAGAAUCACUGGAUGUAACUUUAGCACCAAAUCAAGAUCUUGGAAAAAGAGCAGCACCUGGACGGGCUGCUAUUCCUUCCCUAGGAUCUUCUGGAAAUUUACGUACACGAAUUUGGGAAAAUCUUGAAAGACUUUUUCAAGAUACUCUCUAUACACAUUGUUUACAAAUUGAAUUAUUACAAAGAAUACUAUUAGAGCAUCAUACAAAAGGAUUGGAUGAAUUGUCACAGAAAUUUUGGGAUAAAGUAAAUUCUCUACUUUCAAAAGUAUUAAUUGAACGUGCACAAGGAUCUUCAUUCGUAAAACAAGCAUUAGAAGGCGAAUAUCCAAAAUUUUUGAGAAUAUUCUUAGAUUUAAGUAAACGAUUAAAGGAAAGAUCGCAAAGUAUUGGCAUUUACAACAUUAAUCAUAAUGUAUUGUUCCCAUUUGAGAAUGCAUAUUUGUCACGUUCAGUAUCACGUUUGUUAGAUCCAGUGCACACUAUGUUUUCUGGAGAAGGAUUACCCACACCAGAUGAAAUUGAUAGUCUCAUACGCACAGUAACAAAUGAAUUAAGUGUGUCAUUGGUUGAUGAUGGUCUUUCAACAGUAGUGGCCCGUAAUGUAGGAAAAGCUGUAAGACUUUUCUGUUUGAAAUGUGAACAGGGAUUACUUGUGAGUGGAGAAGCUAGUCAAGUAAUUGAUUCUCCUACCACUGUUCAACAGACAAACGUAUCCCUUGCAAACCUAUUAUAUUAUCUUUCUAAUCAAAUAAGUCGUGUAAUAGCCAACUUGUAUGGUUUACCAUCUGAAGGAAGUGCAGUCAUUUCUGUAGCUCUUAAGGAAAUAGAUGUUUUGACAAACAAUAUGUUAGCACCGUUAUUAGCAUCUAUUAAUGAUGCGAUUGAAAGCAUUAUUUUAACUAUGCACGAUGAUGCAGAAUUUCGAGAUCCAAGCAGUCCUAUAGGAAAAGAAAUUAACUGCUCACUUUAUAUGCGUGAAUUACAAGGAUUUAUUUUACGUUCUGUAAAUACAUUUCUUAUACCAUAUAAAAAUCAAGCAGUAGUUGCUGAAUGUUGUAAGUCUGUUGCUUCACGAUGCAUUCAACUGUUUGUAAGACACGCUGUCUUACUGAGACCAUUAACUGAUUUUGGAAGAGCAAAGCUUAUUGUUGAUUUUAAUCAAAUAGAAGUGGCAGUUGCUCCAUUAUGUAGAGGAGGACAAUUAGGAUCAUCAGAACAACAACAGUAUAGAACAUUACGGGCACUAAAAGCAUUGCUUCCACUUAGUCCUGAUGAAAUUGUUGAGAAAGUUUUAGAAGGGGAAAGAGAAUGUGGCAUACCUCAUUCCCUUGUCCUUUUAUAUUUAUUUUCUAGAGCACCACCCGAAUUAGUUUCACCGCAUCAGAGUGCAAGUUGGUCUGUAAGUCGAUUAUCUCAAUGGAUGGAUAAAAAUCCAAAUGAAAGAGAUAGAUUAACAUUUUGUAGCGGACCACUAGAACGUUAUCAGUUAACAAUCAGACAACAGAAUCUUCCAUCAUUCCACCCAUUAUUUCCAUUAAUGAAAAAAUUAGCAAAUUUA
Messenger RNA from Habropoda laboriosa, 2202 nucleotides. RefSeq names its product conserved oligomeric Golgi complex subunit 5 (gene fws). The record is from RefSeq and is a predicted model, not a curated record. The annotation marks the transcript as partial. NCBI's taxonomy places the organism in Eukaryota, Metazoa, Arthropoda, Insecta, Hymenoptera, Apidae. Gene Ontology annotation, cellular component: COG complex. Gene Ontology annotation, biological process: intra-Golgi vesicle-mediated transport. The transcript has 14 exons.